Molecule: messenger RNA, 1578 nt
Organism: Acytostelium subglobosum LB1
Lineage: Eukaryota; Evosea; Eumycetozoa; Acytosteliales; Acytosteliaceae
Exons: 2
Coding region: 1-1578 (525 amino acids)
Biological process (GO): isoprenoid biosynthetic process; sterol biosynthetic process; coenzyme A metabolic process
Cellular component (GO): endoplasmic reticulum membrane; peroxisomal membrane
Molecular function (GO): protein binding; hydroxymethylglutaryl-CoA reductase (NADPH) activity
Source: RefSeq, a predicted model, not a curated record
AUGUAUAGAGUGUUGGGUACCUCCUCAGCCAACUCAAUCGGUAUCCAGGCACGCCUGUUCUCAACUGGCGCCAACAAUGAUAACUAUAAGCCACCAUCAUGUGUCAAGGAGGAGACACCAGUGGCAAAGAACGGAAAGAGCAAUGGUACUGUAGAGACAAAGACUGACGAGGAGAUUAUAUCGAUGGUCGAUAAGGGAGAGAUCCAGCCACAUAACUUGGAGACACGUCUGCCAGGCAACUACACACGUGCCGUACACAUCCGUCGCAGACUGCUAGCCCGUGACUUGAACAAGGAGCACAAGCGCGCAUUGCACGCACAGGCUGUGGUGGCUGCCGCCGAGAAGGCUGCCGCCUCCGGCGAGGACCCCUCCAAUAUCCCCGCCGUGCCCGCACCAAACUCAUCCGAGGUGGACUUUGACCGCGCCCUCAACAACCUGCCACUGGACCACUACGACUACACCAAGGUGCUGGGCGCCUGCUGCGAGAACAUCAUUGGCUACAUCCCCAUCCCCGUCGGUGUCGCUGGUCCCCUGCUCCUGGACGGUAAGCUCGUCUCUAUCCCUAUGGCCACCACUGAGGGCUGUCUCGUGGCCAGCACACACCGUGGCUGCAAGGCCAUCACCAAGUCGGGCGGUGCCCGCUCGGUCAUUCUCCAGAACGGCAUGACCCGUGCACCAGUCUGCCGCUUCCCAUCGGUGACACGUGCCGCCGAGCUCAAGACCUGGAUCGAGACCCAGGAGAACUUCUAUCAGAUCGCCACCGCCUUCAACUCCACAUCGCGUUUCGCCCGUUUGAAGAGCAUCAAGAUCGUCAUGGCCGGCCGUCUGGUGUACCUGCGCUUCAAGUCCAGCACCGGAGACGCCAUGGGCAUGAACAUGGUCAGCAAGGGUGUGGAGAAGGCUCUCGAGGUGAUCCAGGAGUACUUCCCAGAGAUGGAGGUCCUGUCACUUUCGGGCAACCUCUGCACUGACAAGAAGCCAUCGGCCACCAACUGGUUGGACGGUCGUGGCAAGUCCGUCGUUUGCGAGGCCACCAUCAGUGGUGACAUUGUUCGCGACGUCCUCAAGACCACCGUGCAGUCCCUGUGCAGCCUCAACAUUGACAAGAACCUCAUCGGUUCGGCCAUGGCCGGCUCCAUUGGAGGCUUCAACGCACACGCCUCCAACAUUGUCACAGCAUUGUUCAUCGCCACCGGUCAGGACCCAGCCCAGAACGUCGAGUCCUCCAACUGUAUCACUCUGAUGGAGCCCUUCAACGAUGGCAAGGACCUCUACAUCUCUGUGACCAUGCCCUCGAUCGAGGUUGGCACUGUCGGCGGUGGCACGCACCUUCCCGCCCAGUCUGCCUGUCUGGACCUGCUCAAGAUCCGUGGCGCCAACGUCGAGCGUCCCGGCGCCAACUCUGAGCAGCUCGCCCGAGUAGUUGCCGGCGCUGUUAUGGCUGGUGAACUUUCCCUGAUGUCUGCGCUCGCCGCCGGACAUUUAGUUCGAAGUCACCUCCAGCACAACAGAAAGGCUGAACCAAAGCCCCAAGCCGACACUAUUUCAAUGAGCCACAACCUUCCACACUCUGACUAA